AUGAACGUGUUCACAGUGACAUACGAGGACCAGGAGAGGCAGAAGCAGAGCAAAGACAUGUCCGCAGGCGGAGUGUCGGGCCAGUACGCCCGGCAGGGAUGUGGGCUGGAGGGCUGGGCGGUGGCCCAUGCCGAGGGCACCGACAGGGCGGCAGCGGCAUGGUUCAAGAAGGCGCGCAAAGCGUAUCUCAAACUCGGCAUGCCGCUGCAGUGUGCGGCGAGCGGAUGCACAAACAGAGAGUAUACGUCAUCGCUCGGGUGGCGCAACCACAUCGAGAAGCACCGCGAGGUCGCUAUCGUGCCCUCGCUCGAGUCCAACCUCCUCCACGUCCACGCCAUCCUCGCCGCGCGCGCCGCAGCGGCAGAGGCCCGCCCGCUCGCCUGCUUUGUCCCGGGCUGUUCCGAGCCGCCCGCUGCUGAUGAACAUGCGCUCGCCGCUCAUGUUGUUGCCGCCCACGCCAGUGAGGAGACAAAGCGCGUGAGCAACAGGCGCGGUCGCCCGCGUAAGGAUGCUACCCCGGCCAAGCCAUCGUCCGACUCUGCGAGCAAGCCGAUGGCGGCGGCUCAGGCCGUGGCAGCAAGUGAGGCCAGCCCGUCGCGUGGUCUCCCGCUUCAUCCCACUGCGCACGCGCCACACCCUCACGUGGCCCUCGUCCGCACGGCUGCCACCGCGCCGCUCGUCCCUGUCGACGACGAGCUCAUUGUGGCCGAGUGCAACAGGCUCGUCCGCAAGAUGCGGGCCAAGUUUGGCGGCGUGGUCCUCACCCACUGGGCUAUCUACUUUCAGAGCCGCAACGCAAGUGCACCCGGUGGCAUCUUUGUCCAGGGCUUUCUCUACCAGGGCAAAGGCUGCCGCGCCAAGCGCAUCACCGUCCCGCUCACCUGGAAAACUUCGGUCAUCUCGGGCAUCCGCUCCGACGGUGUCCUCACCACCCUUUCCGGCUCGUUGUACAAGCUCGACGGCCCGCCCAACGAGGCCGCGCUCCUCGAGUACGGCUUCGCCCCAUCGACUGCCGCAGCCUUUGCCACCGGCUUCCCGCCAAACUGGAAGGCCCUACUCAAGACCGAAUGGGCCCGCCGCAACGCCGCUGCCGCCCUUCCCAACUCUCCCUCGCGCAUCGAGCCCUCUGUCUGCCCCCACGCUCACGCCUCAGCGGCGCUGUCGCCUCACGAGACCGGCUCGGCUCAGUCGGCCCGAGUCGCCCCGAUCCCGGCCCCGCCUGUCGCUGGCCCUGGUCACAACUCGUGGACCGACGACGAGCUCGCUGCGCUAGCCGAGGCACAGCGCUCGGUCCCGCCGUCGAUCCGCAAUUACUGGUCCGUAGUCGCCGCCAUUGUCGGAACACGGAGCGCCGAAGAGUGCCACGCCCUGGUCGUCGCCUCGCCUGUCGCGCCGCGGGCCGGAGGAGCGCCGGCCGCUGCUGCUGUCGAGGCCUCGCCCAUUGCCCUCGAGCGCCUCGCCUCGGCCGACUCAGUUCAGAAGAAGCGCAUGCUCCGCAAGCUUGUCGCCAAGAGCAACGCCGGGCACGCCGACGACGCGUUCGAGUCGACGCCGCUGCGAGCGGCCAUGCCGCCGGUAAUCGACCUCUGCGGCGAAUCGCCGACGGUGACGUCGCGAGCAAGCGCAAGCGCAGAGCAUGCCGCGCCCACGUCCGAGAAGGACGCAUUCUAUGCCGAGCUCCGUGCCGCUGAGCGCGCGGCGUCGCCGCUCUCGUCGCCCUCUUCGCGCAAGCGGCGCUCGCGCUCGACCGCCGGUGACGACACUGACUCUGAUGAGACUGACGACGAGACCGCGCCAUCGGCCUCGCUCCUCUCCGCCAUGUCGCGGCCCAAGCAGAAGCAGCACGACAAGUACGUCCAUGGCGUGGCCAAGCGGACAAAGCUCAACUCGGGCGUGGCGGGAGCGCCGCCUCCCCGCACUCUGCGGCCGGCCCGCCGCGUCAACGAUCCGUCAACCCAGGAACUCGCCAAGGCCGCUCUGGCCGAGGCCAGCGCGCCAGCUGCAGAACUGGCCGAUGACCCGUACUACGAGUUUUCGUCGGAGGACGAGUAAGAUCUCGCUCUGAGUUUAUUGCUUCGACGACAACGAGGCCUUCUCCCACGCCGUGCCAAACGAGGCAAAGACUUCCGAGGCCUGCGCCAUCUUGGAGCGGACAGUGGCCGGGAAGGCACGGGCGACGCCGCUGAGGUCCAGCUCGUCGUACCGGCCCAUGGCAAAGGCCAUAGCCUGAGCCUUGAGCGCCGGCACCAUGUUAAAUGCCGCCAUUCCGGC
Molecule: messenger RNA, 2271 nt
Organism: Thecamonas trahens ATCC 50062
Lineage: Eukaryota; Apusomonadida; Apusomonadidae
Exons: 1
Coding region: 1-2052 (683 amino acids)
Source: RefSeq, a predicted model, not a curated record